Monodelphis domestica (gray short-tailed opossum) is the source of this 1364-nucleotide messenger RNA. Lineage: Eukaryota; Metazoa; Chordata; Mammalia; Didelphimorphia; Didelphidae. The record is from RefSeq and is a predicted model, not a curated record.
AUGGGGUGGGAGAGGAGUACAGGAGAGCUAUGUAAGGAGUCUAAUAUGGAUGAUGGUACCCUUGAUAGUAAUAUAUUUCCCUAUGAAAAUCUCUCUGUAUACAGGAAGAAGAAAGCCAGUCAAACUCCUCAAAACAAAAAACCUUUUUCAUUGUUCCAGGAAGAUUUUGAGAAGGAUGCAGCAGAAGGACCUUAUUACUCAAAAGAAACCCAUCUGUUAGACUGGAUUCAUUCUGAAGUGAAUCAGCUAAAAACACCUCAUCAAUCCAGUGGGCUUCUGCUAUCAGACUGGUUUAAUCCGAGAAGACGUCCAAAUGUUAGAGCGGUGACUGACUGGUUUGCUCCUAUUGUGUGGGAAAGGACUUACCAUAAAUCAUUCUUAGAGAGUUAUUACACAAGGAAGGACAUCACUGUGGGUUUGAUGGUGUUUGCUAUUGGAAGGUAUAUUGAAAACUACUUGGAGAAAUUCCUUUCCUCUGCAGAGCAAUACUUCAUGGUUGGUCACAAGUCAAUUUUUUACAUCAUGAUGGAUAACUCUUCCAAGAUGCUUUUGAGAGAAGACCUUCCUCUUCGUACAUUCAAAGUAUUUCAUGUCCAGGAGAUGAAAAGAUGGCAAGACAUUAGCACAAAACACAUGAAGAUCAUUGGGGAGCAUAUUGUAAAUCAUAUCCAGCAUGAAGUUGACUUUCUCUUCUGUAUGGACGUGGGUCAGGUUUUUCAAAAUGACUUUGGUGUGGAGACCUUGGGCGAAGCUGUGGCUCAGCUCCAUGCAUGGUUUUAUAAACAGAAUCCCAAUCAUUACAAUUAUGAGAGGCGCCCUUUCUCUACAGCAUACAUCCCCUAUGAUAUGGGAGAUUUCUAUUACCAUGCAGCCAUUUUUGGCGGGACACCCCUUCAGGUUUUGAAACUCGCCCAAACUUGUGAGAAGGGAAUACUUCAGGAUAAGGAAAAUGGCAUUGAGGCUCUGUGGCCUGAAGAAAGUCACCUGAACAAGUAUUUUUUUCUCAACAAGCCUACUAAAAUAUUAUCCCCAGAAUAUUGCUGGGAUUAUUCAUUAUCAGACAAUUCUGAUAUUGAUAUUGUUAAAACAUUUUGGCAAGAUAAGUUAUAUGAAAUUAAUUCACAUAGUGUAUCAUUGUUAUGAAAGCAUCUGGAGGAAUGGAUACAACACUCAAGUUUCUGAAUUCGAAUUUAUUAUUCUAGCCAGUAAGUAGGAAAGACAGCCAUUUAAAAAUUGUUAAUAUUUUAGAAAAAAAAUAAGAAAAAGUCAUGCUUUCACCAAAAUGCAAACUUACUAAGCCUUUUCCUGUUUGUAUUCUUGAGCCUUGUAAUUUUAAUGAGAAAUAAAGGACCAUUUUAUAAUUA